GCAAUGGAGGUGGCGCCGUUAAGUUUCUGUUUCAUAGUCCUAGCCACUCUGCUAGCCCUUUGGUUCCUCAAGCUCUCCGUCUCCCGCCCCAAGACCAAACACACGAAGCAACAGCUUCCUCCUGGUCCAUGGACUCUUCCCAUCAUCGGCGCCCUCCACCAUGUCAUAUGCACGUUACCUCAUCGCAGACUAAUAGAGUUAUCUCGCCGUUAUGGGCUGGUGAUGCUGCUCAAGUUAGGCGAGGUCCCGACAGUCGUUGUCUCCAGCGCCGAGGCGGCGGCUUUGGUGCUAAAGACUAACGACCCCGUGUUCGCUGAGCGUCGGAGCACCACGUCGCAGGACAUGGCCGGCUGCGGUGGCAGGGGCAUCGUCUUCGCGCCCUACGGCGACCACUGGCGCCAGAUGCGCAAGGUAUGUGUCGUGGAGCUCCUCAGCUCCAGCCAGGUGAGGCGCAUGGAGGGCAUCAGGACCGAGGAGGUGGGCAACCUCCUGCGCUACGUCGCCGACACCGCCUCCACCGGCGGCACAAUCAACAUCAGCGAGAAGGUGAUGGCGCUAAGCAACGGUGUCGUGUCGCGGGCAGCGUUUGGCGGCAAGUUUACAGAACAGGAGGAAUACAUCCGCGAGCUGGACGUGAUGCUCACUCUGCUAGGCGGCUUCUCCCUCCUCAACCUCUUCCCGUCAUCACGGCUGGCACGGUGGUUCAGCAUCGACGCGCGCCGCUUACAGAGAAGCUAUGACCGCAUGCAACACAUCAUCGGAAACGUCAUCGAGGGGAAGCAGCAGGCCGAGCGAGCGGCCUGUGACGUCGCCUGCUGCGCCGACAACGAGGACCUGGUGGACGUGUUGCUGAGGCUGCAGAAGGAGGACUCGUCGGAAUCGCCCCUAACCAGAGAGAGUAUAUUCGCCGUACUGAUUGAUAUAUUCGCUGGUGCAACAGAUACCACAGGAACUGUUUUGGAAUGGGCCAUGUCCGAGCUUGUUCGUCAUCCUGAUGUCAUGACGAAGGCAUAUCUAGAGAUCCGGAAGGUGCUAGGUGAAGAUCGAUCUUUCAUUACAACCAGAGACAUUCCCGAGCUACCUUACAUGCGCAUGGUCAUUAAGGAGGUUCUUAGGCUACAUACACCAUUCCCUCUAAUCCCCCGGAUGACUAGAAAUGACUGCAAAAUUCUGGGUUAUGACAUGCUAAAAGGCACCACUGUCCUCAUUAACGCCUUUGCAGUGUCCAGGGAUCCAGCGUAUUGGAAAAAUGCUGAAGAUUUUAUUCCCGAGAGAUUUGAGAACAAUAACAUCCAAUAUGUUGGGGCACACUUCGAAUUCACCCCGUUCGGGGCUGGGCGAAGGCAGUGCCCAGGGAUGAUGUUCGCCACAUCAACCUUGGAGUUAGCUUUGGCAAACCUUAUCUACCACUUUAAAUGGGUGCUUCCUGGCGAGGGCAGCCCGGAGUCACUAGACAUGUCCGAGAAAUUUGGGGUUACAGUAGGCAGAAGAAAUGACCUAUAUCUGAUUGCAGUUCCACGUGGAUGCUUCAACGGCUGUACAUAUAUGUAGACACAACA
Lolium perenne is the source of this 1559-nucleotide messenger RNA. Its product is annotated as germacrene A hydroxylase-like. The record is from RefSeq and is a predicted model, not a curated record. Gene Ontology annotation, molecular function: monooxygenase activity; heme binding; iron ion binding. NCBI's taxonomy places the organism in Eukaryota, Viridiplantae, Streptophyta, Magnoliopsida, Poales, Poaceae.